Molecule: messenger RNA, 2331 nt
Organism: Pelobates fuscus (common spadefoot toad)
Lineage: Eukaryota; Metazoa; Chordata; Amphibia; Anura; Pelobatidae
Gene: MARVELD3
Product: MARVEL domain containing 3
Exons: 4
Coding region: 162-1508 (448 amino acids)
Cellular component (GO): membrane
Source: RefSeq, a predicted model, not a curated record
CAGCGGCUUCCGGCAGGGGCGCGCACGCAGCGUCAUGUUCCAAACACCGGGGGCGCGCACUCAGGUGUAUUCACUGCCGGGAGCGCGCACUCAGGUGUUUCGGGUUCUUGUUCCGGGUGUUUGUGGUUCACGGCGAUAACAUAGCGAAUUGAGAUCUAGCGAUGGGAGAGUCAGUUCCCCAUCAGCCUGAUGGGGAACGAGUAUCAAGGCAGCAAAGAUCUCAGCAGAAAGGUGAUCAGAGAGGGGCACGGAACAAUCCGAAAAGCCAGAAUGGAAAUGGUCAAGAGAAAGACUAUCGUCAUUCCAAAGGCUACAAUGAAAGGCCCGAUAGAAAGAGCUCUCAGCACCGGCAUCGGGAGAGAGAUAAGUACCAUGAAGAGAGGUCAGAAAGAGGUCAUCAUGAUGACAUAGGGAGUUGGCAUCACGAUAGAGAACGAUAUUAUGAGGAGCGGGCUACAAAUAGAGACAAAAGCGAGAGACGUCCAAACCAAUAUGAGAAAAGUGAGCACGAUCACAAAGAGAGGGAGCAUGGUAAAUCUCAGCAAGAGAAGACUCCAAACAGAUACGACGUAAGACACAACUCUCACAUGGACAGUGAAUCGUCCUGGAAGCAGGAUGACAGGAUUAAUAACCGAUACAAGGAAAGGGAGCGGCCGAAGAACGAUAGGGAGUCUUAUAGGAACCAAGGAGACAACCAGGAGAAUUACCGCGAGAGAGACUGGCAUCACAAAGAUUAUCUGUAUAGUAUAGACAAAACACAGAGACAUCCAAUGGACGUGAGUGACAAAGAGCCUUAUUUCAAAGCUGAGAGGUCGUUUGCUCCAAAUGGCUCCCAGAUAAACGAUGUAGAAUAUUACGACACAGAAUCAGAUGGUGGAAUCCUCAAUUGUCACAAAUGCAGAUACCUAUGUACAGGACGUGGUAUACUGCUGCUGCUGGAGGUGAUCCUCAACGCUCUGGUUCUCAUUUGCAUUGUCUCCUCCUAUUUUGUCCUUGCUGGGUUCAGUUCUGGACUGACCAGUGGUGGGUUCGGAAGUGGUUACUAUCCAUUUGAAGGGCAAGAGCUCCAGCAAGUCCGAGAGUUGGACCAACAGUUCACAUUACUACGAGCUCCCCUUUUAUACGGGGGGUUGACUGUGUGUGUGGUGAUGGGGGCUCUUACACUGGGGGUCCUGGCCGCAGGAUCGAAGCACCUGCUGAGUCUGUCCUGGACAUGGCUCCUGGCUGAGGCUUCCUUCUGUUUGCUGGCCUCGUUGGGUUACGGAGCUGCAAUUGGGGUAUUUCUUCACUUUGCCCUUCAGAUCAAUGCCACCGAUGUGUGCACGAGGCGAGCGAGAUUGUACGCCAGGAAUGGCCUAAACUGGAUGAACUGUGACCUUGCUGGGACAGAUGGAGGAGCUGCAGCUUUUGGCGUUUUGCUGGUAUUGUUAUAUGGAGCAAGUGUAAUUUUAACAUUCCGUGCGUACAGGGAAAAUAAAUUUUACACAAACCAUGAUAGCAACCACUAAUACUGAGAAUGUAUACCAAUCUGUACAUUCAUCCAUAGCCCCCAAUACCGAGCCGUUAUAGAGAACUGCUCAGCUAACAAUAGAGGUCUUCCUCCCCAAUACAGAUAAUUUAUUAAGAUUUUUAUACAUUCAUCCAUAGCCCCCAAUACCGAGCUGUUAUAGAGAACUGCUCAGCUAACAAUAGAGGUCUUCCUCCCCAAUACAGAUCAUUUAAGAUUUUUAUACAUUCAUCCAUAGCCCCUAAUACCGAGCCGUUAUAGAGAACUGCUCAGCUAACAAUAGAGGUCUUCCUCCCCAAUACAGAUCAUUUAUUAAGAUUUUUAUACAUUCAUCCAUAGCCCCCAAUACCGAGCCGUUAUAGAGAACUGCUCAGCUAACAAUAGAGGUCUACCUCCCCAAUACAGAUAAUUUAUACAGAUCUGUACAUUUAUAUACAUUUACUAUCUUUUGUUUAACUUAUUUAAAAUUGCAAGAAGGUUCUUAUCCCCCUCCUGCUACCCUGUCACUCAGAUUCACCAAGGCAAUAUGUACUUUCAUGUCCCAUUACUUACUGUUAACCCCCUGCUCACUUCGGCUAUAACCCUGGUGGUACAAAGCUGUAAUCUAACUAGCAAAGAAACUGGAUUGAUGUAGAAUAGAACAUAACAUUUUAUAUUUGAGACUAAUUAUUGUUCUAAUUUUUAAAUUCUAUAGACUAAAGCAGUUCACACUGCUGAGAGAGCUCCAAUUAUCUGUAACCAUGGCAAUGCAUAAACCAAAUCUGUACACAUUUUAUAUAUUGUUAAAACUUUUUUUUGAUAAAAUAAAAUUAACAGCUUUAGAA